Mucor mucedo is the source of this 697-nucleotide messenger RNA. Its product is annotated as small GTPase superfamily. The coding region runs from base 29 to 616 and encodes 195 amino acids. The transcript has 4 exons. Gene Ontology annotation, cellular component: plasma membrane. Gene Ontology annotation, biological process: Ras protein signal transduction. The record is from RefSeq and is a predicted model, not a curated record. NCBI's taxonomy places the organism in Eukaryota, Fungi, Mucoromycota, Mucoromycetes, Mucorales, Mucoraceae. Gene Ontology annotation, molecular function: GTP binding; GTPase activity; GDP binding.
UCGUUUUCUUCUUGUUCUUUAUUAAAUUAUGGCUAAAGCAAAAGCAAAACAAUCACUCCCACUUCACAAGAUCAUUAUGGUUGGUUCAGGUGGUGUGGGUAAAUCUGCAUUAACCUUACAAUACAUGUAUGGUGAUUUUGUUGAAGAAUACGAUCCCACAAAGGCUGAUUCUUAUCGUAAGAAGGUUGUGUUGGAUGGCCAAGAGUGCCAAAUCGACAUCUUAGAUACGGCAGGACAAGAAGAAUAUGCAGCUAUUCGUGAUAACUACUACAGAUCCGGUGAGGGUUUUCUUUGUGUGUUCUCCGUUUGCGAACAAGAAUCUCUUGAACAUACUCAAGAAUUCCGAGAUCAAAUAUUGAGAGUUUUAGAUGAUGAGACGAUCCCCUUUAUUCUUGUAGGUAACAAGGUCGAUUUAGCACAUUUACGUAAAGUACCUGCAACAGAAGCAAAUGCCUUGGCUAGCGAAUGGCGCUGUCCCUAUGUUGAAACAUCUGCAAAGACAAGACAAAACGUCGAAGAAGUUUACACAAAGUUAAUGAGACAAAUCAGAGACAGAAAAGCUAAGCAACAACAAUCGAGUAGCCCAGACAAGGAUUCUUGUUGCGUGAUUCUUUAAUUCCCCUAUUCUUUUUCAUUUCUCUUUUUUUUUGUACAUCAGUAUAAUUUGACAACUCAAAAAAAAAAAAAAAAAAAAAAA